Molecule: messenger RNA, 849 nt
Organism: Abrus precatorius (Indian licorice)
Lineage: Eukaryota; Viridiplantae; Streptophyta; Magnoliopsida; Fabales; Fabaceae
Product: peptidyl-prolyl cis-trans isomerase FKBP18, chloroplastic
Exons: 6
Coding region: 7-690 (227 amino acids)
Cellular component (GO): chloroplast thylakoid lumen
Molecular function (GO): peptidyl-prolyl cis-trans isomerase activity
Source: RefSeq, a predicted model, not a curated record
UUGGCAAUGAGUUCCCUUUGCACUUGCGCUUCCAAUUCAAUAACUUGGUUCGUAGAGAAAUGGAGCGAUGAUUAUGGCGUGCUUUGGAAUUCGAAUUGGAAGGGAAGCAGCAGAAAGAGAGAAAUGGUGAUGGCAGUUUCGGUUUCUCAAUCGAGAAGGUCAACGGCGCUUCUGAUAUCAUCGUUGCCAUUGAGCUUUGUUUCGCCAGCGGAGGGUAGGGAUAGACGCAACAAGAAGAACAUUCCCAUUGAUCAAUACGUUGCUACUCAGGACGGAUUGAAAUACUAUGAUUUGGUUGAGGGAAAAGGUGCAGUAGCUGAAAAAGGAUCAACAGUUCAGGUACACUUUGAUUGCUUAUAUCGUGGCAUCACAGCUGUAUCGAGUCGAGAAUCUAAACUCCUAGCUGGAAAUCGCAUCAUUGCACAGCCGUAUGAAUUCACGGUGGGAGCUCCACCAGGAAAGGAAAGGAAGCGUGAAUUUGUUGACAACCCGAAUGGUCUAUUCUCUGCUCAAGCAGCACCAAAACCUCCACGUGCCAUGUACACAGUAGUUGAAGGAAUGCGAGUUGGGGGAAAGCGAACCGUGAUUGUUCCUCCUGAAAUUGGGUAUGGAGAGAAGGGAAUGAAUGAGAUUCCGCCUGGAGCUACAUUUGAACUAAAUAUUGAGCUUCUGCAAGUGCUAGCUUCCUGAAGAGUGAGCCUUAGUCGAUUCUUUUCAACAACUUUAUGAUUAAUUUAACUUCAGAAUUUGUACCCUGUCCAUGCUACGGCUAUUCUUUUCCCAUUAACCUUUUAUGUUCAUUUUCUUUUAAUCUUUUUCGAGUAGGCCGAGAAACUCUGUAUUUAAAAU